UGCAGAUUUGGCACAUCAAGUAGAUCAACUGACGCCGGCAUAAAUUUGGAUUCUUAAAUGAAAAUUUUUCAUUACAACUGAAUCCAUUAAUUUUGCAAAAUCGUCAUUACUUGCUUUGAGCUAUGAGCUACUAUUUAUAGUGUAAUUAUAUUCCUUAACCAUAUUUCUUAGCCACAUUAUAAUUCUUCGCAAUUCUACCGUAUUUGCACAGCUAUAAUUGAAAAUAUCCCAGCAAUUAACAGGACGAAAUUUAAAUAAAAACGAUUUUGAAAACAGCACCAUAAAGAGGCAUGAAUUCAACUUCUGGAGGUUUGAGCGUUGCUUACGAUACCAGUGCGGUCACUGGGCCGACGGCAAAUCAGCCGAACAAAGUGAGUCCAGAACCUUUCAACGAAGUGCGAUUGGUGGAGUAUAUCAUGGAUGGCUACAAUACCUUCGCACGGCCGGUGAAAAACAUUACGUCUACAACUACACUGGAGAUAUCGCUCUAUGUUAUUCAGAUUCUUAAACUGAGUGAAAAAGACCAAAUCAUGACUUCUACCGUAUGGCUAAAUUUGGAGUGGCGUGACGAGUACCUGAAGUGGGACAAGGACGCCUGGGGCAUCCAGCAGAUCCGGCUGCCCGGAAACCUCAUCUGGAACCCAGACCUCACCCUAUACAACAAUGCGCAAGAGAAUGACCCCAUAAUCAAGAACAUGAAGGGUUCCUUCGCAGUGGUGAGUCAUGACGGGCGGGUGACACUGUGGCCCCGACCACUCAUUCUGCAGAGCAACUGUCCCAUAGAUGUGCUCUACUUCCCAUUCGACAUUCAAGACUGCAUGCUCAAAUUCUCAUCAUGGGCAUACAACGUGCAACAGCUCAAGAUCUCGACAACAUCUGGCAUCCACCUGUCCAGUUACAUCCCCUCGACCGAGUGGGAGUUGAUUCAGGCCCAGGCAGUGAUAGAGUACAACCCGUUCGACGAGGAGGGGGGCUACUCUUUCGUCCAGUUCCAGAUCAAGAUACAGCGGAAGAGUCUGUACUAUAUUGUGAAUCUCAUUCUGCCAUGUAUUAUGCUCUCCUUAGUGAUGUUGUUCGGACAGUACUUGCCCUGUAAUUCAGGUGAUGCAAAAGUGCAGCUGGGCACUGCUCUCUUCACCUCCAUGUGUGUUUUCCUCCUUCUAGUGGGAACUAUGAUGCCACCCAGUGAUGUGCAGCCCCUUCUUGGAGUCUACUACUGUGCCACUCUGUUUCUCAUCACCUUCUCAACUGCCAUAAAUGUCUUCGUCCUCAACAUCGUCGACCGGGAUACCCCAGUUCCCAAGUGGAUCCGAAUUGUAUUCCUGCACUACGUCGCACGACUAGUCGCUCCCAGUCUAAGACAGCUAUACUGGCCCAAGAACCCUCUCGCAUCCGGGAAGUCCUCGAGUCCCAGGAGUCCCGCCAGAUUUGUUUCAGGUUCCAAGAUGUCCAUUGCUCUCAACAGUGACUACAACCAUUACAAUAACUAUACCAAUAAAGACUGCGCAUUCAGUUUCGAGCCCUCCCAUCUGAACGGUCACGUGAUUGACCAUUCUAUGUCGUCAAAGAUCAACCAAGGUCAUCAUCAGGCAUAUUGCUCGAGACUGGUGUCGACUUCUCCAGGUAUUGCUAUGUUCAACACUGGACCUGCAAGUAUGUACCAACAGAAGGUUCCCGACUCCCCGAUUAGAGAAAUUACGGAGCUGAAGUUAGAUGAGACUGGAAAGCAGUUGGUACAAGUUAGGAAGUACCUUGAGUGGAUUCGAGUUCAAGUGGAGACUAUGAUGACAGAUGUAAGAGAAAAGAACGAACUGGGCCGUCUCAGAAGCGACUGGCAGUCAGUUGCAGUGAUAGUAGACCGCACACUCAUGAUCGUGUUCACAGUCGUGUUCCUAUCCACCAUUCUCUGGAUCUACAACCAGUUCCCAUCCGAGCUAGUCCAUCCCACUCACGUUCCUGCCAGACCUAAUAUCGUCAUAGGCGGCUGAAGAAAUUUCGUCGACCAGAUGUUUCACUUUUUUCACCCUGACAAAAAAGAGAUGAAUUUGAAAGCCAUCGACUUGAGAUUUUUUCUUCAAAAGUUGACAGAAACUGAUCAUGAAUAAGUCAAAAACUGGGAAUAUGAAUCACUUUUAGCCAAGAAUUGUUUGAGAUCGAUACUUAAAAAGCAAAUGGGAAACUACUUGGAAAAUAUAUUUAAAAUACAAAAUGGAAGUUACUGGAAAUCAUAAUUUUUAUAAAGGUUUUUAUAUACUAAUUAUGUUUAGUUAAGUUACUAUAUUAUUAUCA
Symsagittifera roscoffensis is the source of this 2289-nucleotide messenger RNA. RefSeq names its product neuronal acetylcholine receptor subunit alpha-10-like. Lineage: Eukaryota; Metazoa; Xenacoelomorpha; Acoela; Convolutidae. Gene Ontology annotation, cellular component: plasma membrane; synapse; neuron projection. Gene Ontology annotation, biological process: chemical synaptic transmission; nervous system process; signal transduction. Bases 291 to 1988 code for a protein of 565 amino acids. The transcript is spliced from 10 exons. Gene Ontology annotation, molecular function: acetylcholine-gated monoatomic cation-selective channel activity; transmembrane signaling receptor activity. The record is from RefSeq and is a predicted model, not a curated record.